Aspergillus mulundensis is the source of this 4188-nucleotide messenger RNA. RefSeq lists its product as uncharacterized. Lineage: Eukaryota; Fungi; Ascomycota; Eurotiomycetes; Eurotiales; Aspergillaceae. The transcript has a single exon. Gene Ontology annotation, biological process: proteolysis. Gene Ontology annotation, cellular component: cytoplasm. The record is from RefSeq and is a predicted model, not a curated record. Gene Ontology annotation, molecular function: zinc ion binding; aspartic-type endopeptidase activity; protein binding. Bases 1 to 4188 code for a protein of 1395 amino acids.
AUGGACCCGCUGAGCAUCACCACCGGCGUCGUCGGGCUCGCAACCCUGGCCUACCAGAUCAUCGGGUACCUAGGCACCGUGCGAGCCGGCGGAAAAGACCGGCUGAAUCUCUGCCGCGAGGUGACCUACCUCUGGAUGUCGAUAACCUCGCUCCUCGAGCACCUGCAGUCCGACGCGCUCAAAGACAACAACAUCCCCGCCUCGCUCCGGCCCCUCUUCGACCCCGACGGCAUCCUCAAAGACAUCAAGCUCCAGCUCGAGGAUCUAGAGCAGAAGAUCCAGAGCACGAGUUCGCGGGGGAAGAUCGCGCAGACGCUCGCGUGGCCGUUUACGGAGAAAGAUGCCCAGAAGAUGAUCGAGCGCGUGCACCGGUUGAAGACGGUGCUGCAGGACGCGAUCAACCAGAGCACGAAUGCAAUCGCGCAGGAUGUAUACCGCGACGGACAGAGCGUCAAGAAGGUGGUUGAUGAGAAGAGGCUGAAGGAGCUGAUCGACUGGAUCUCGCCGCUGAAUUUCAUCACGAAGCAGAGCAUGAUUUGGAACGAGCAUCACAAGGGGACGUGCAAGUGGUUUCUCGACCGCGAUGACUUCCGCGAGUGGCGCGAGGGCAGCAACACGCGGAUCUUCUGCCCCGGUAUCCCUGGUGCGGGCAAGACGUUCCUUGCGUCGAUUGUGUAUAACGAGUUGGAGGGGUUACGGGUUCGCGAGGAGGGAGGGCUCAAGGGCGCUGCGGUUGUCAUGCUCUACUGCAAAUGGGAUGACCCCCUGUCGCAGGACGUCGACAACCUUCUGGCCAGUAUCAUCAAGCAGUUCGUGCAGCGGUACGAUGUGGGCACGAACGAGAUGAUGGAGCUGUUCACCACGCACGACAAGGAGGGGACGAGGCCAUUGCGGGCGCAGCUGCAGUCAACCCUCGAGCUGCUCUUCCGAAAAUUCACCAAGGUCUUCAUCAUCCUCGACGGCCUCGACGAGCUGCGGAAGGAAAAGGACCGGCUGCCGUUGCUCAAGGCGCUGGCUCCGAAUGACUCGGACUUCACCGUCAACCUGAUGGUGACCUCGCGGCCGCUGCCCAACAUCGUCCGGCACUUCCGGCAUAGCGACUCGCUGCAGAGUGGGAUUAGCUGCGACGGCGGCGGUGGUACUGACCUCCCUGCCCAGUACCACUGCAAUGACUGCCCCGAUUACGAUCUGUGUUCCAACUGCUACAAUUCCGGCGUGCGAUGCGGCUUCAAAGGACAUACCUACGAGUACCAGAUCAACACGCGGGUCAUCAAGAUCGCGGCCGUGGAAGAGGACUUGACGACGUACGUGCACUGGCGGACAAGCGCCUCUGAUACCCUGCAGGAGUUUGUGGACGCCCGCGACGGGCUGAUGGAUGCGAUUCUGGACACGGUCGUGAGGAGCAACGGGGGAAUGUUCCUGCUGGCGAAAUUCAACAUGGACACGCUUGAGUCGAAGCUCAACAUCAACCAGCUGAUGAAGGCAUUGAAGACCUUGCCGCAAGAGCUGGACGGCACCUACGAAGACGCCAUGGGAAGGAUAGACCCGGCACAGAAGGAGACCGUCAUGCGGUUCCUGUGCUGGAUUGUCUUUGCGAAGCAGCCGCUGCACGAGCACGCCCUUGAGCAUGCCCUUGCUGUCCGACCAGGCAAUACGGACAUUGACGACGGCGAAAUCAUCCGUGCUCGAACCCUGGCCACCAAAUGCGCCGGCUUGGUGCAACUAGACGAGUCGAACUGUCUGCGGCUCGUGCACUAUUCGGCAGAGAACUACUUCAUGCAGCACCGAGGUCGCUGGUUCCCUGCUGGAGACGUGAUGAUCACCUCGUCGUGCCUGACCUACCUCACCUUCGAUGUGUUUAGAUCUGGCGCCUGCUCUGGCCCGUCCGAGGCCAUUGAUUUCGAGAACCGCCUGGACAGGUAUCCCUUCCUCCGGUAUGCGUCCAUCAACUGGGGCAACCACCUCCGCGUGACGACCGACGACAACCUCUUUGCUCGAGCGCUGGCCCUGGUCACAGACCCCAGCUGCCUGGCCACCAUCGCCCAGGCCCUCUGGUACCUGGAAGACCAGCAGGAGUCCAACAGCUGGUCGUCGAAGAACGGGUCGGCCUUCCAUCUGGCCGCACACUUCAACCUGCUUCGCCUGGUGAAAGACCUGAUCGCGCAUGGCUACGACCCGAAUACGAUCGACAUCAACGGCAUGACGCCGCUCGCUCUCGCCGCGCAACGAGACCUCGUGGACAUCGUACGGGCCCUCGCCCUGGCUGGUGUCUCGGUAAACACCAUCGACAGCAGCGGCCGGUCUCCCCUGCACUGGGGUCUGCACAACAACUCUCCCGACAUCGUCCGGUUUCUGCUGCGCCGGCAGGACAUCGACGUGAACAUGUCCUCCCCGCGCAUGUACUAUUUCACACCGUUGAUGGUCGCCACCAGGAACGGACUCGACGACUACGUGUCCAUGCUGCUCGCCAUGCCCACCAUCGACGUGAACAGAACAUGCAACAGGCCCAACGGCGCGACAGCUCUGAUCCUUGCCGCGCUGGAAGGUGCCGUCGGGGCCGCGAAGCUCCUCCUCCAACAUCCCAACAUCGACAUCAACCACGCAGACAGCAACGGCACAUCGGCGCUAAACCACGCCGCCCAAAACGGCUACUACGCCAUCGUCGAAGCCCUGCUCGACGCCGGUGCUGACACGGAAGUCAUGGAGGAGGGCAGCAACGGGACGGCCAUCAUGCGCGCCAUCGACUACGGGCGCACGUCCAUCGUUCAGCUCCUGGUUGACCGCGGCGCCAACGUGCACCACAAAGACGUCUUCGACCGCGGCCUCCUGCACUCCGCCGCUGUAAACCGACGCGCAGACAUCCUCCAGAUCCUCCUUGCGCACGACCCAACCCUCGACGUGAACAUGCAAGACGUGCACGGCAAGACGACCCUCCACGACAUCGCCCGCUCAAGCGACCUCGAGACCGUCGAAGUCCUCCUCGACGCGGGCGGCGACCCAACAAUCAAAGACAUCCACGGCCGGACGCCAAUCCUCGUCGCACACGAAAGCCACCAUCUAGCCGUAAUCGAGAUGUUCCGGGCCGCGCGCGAGCGAAUGAAAGCCGAAGGGCGCCUCCCCCGCUCACUCCCCAAACGCACACCCAGCGGGAACAUCAUCGACGAAGUCAAGCGCGCAGACACAGGCCUCUCCAUCCACGGCACGCUCCCGCUCUGGUCGCUCGUGAUGUCCAAGCAAAUCACGGAGCUCAAGGAACGUCUCCCCGACGCCACACCCGACGAAAUCAACCAAGUCGAGCCGGACAUGGGCCAGGCCGCGCUGCACUGGGCCGUCGCGGACAACGACGCCGCAACCGCAAAGCUCCUCAUCGAGCACGGCGCCGACAUCAACCUGCAGAACCGAUACGGCCGCACGCCCCUCUUCCUCGCGGUCAUGGCUAACCACUGGGCCCCGGCCCGGCUACUCCUGGAGCACGACGCCGAGACCAACACGAAGGAUAUCUGGGGGUGGCCGGCGCUCUGGACGGCCGGGGCGAUCGGCAUCCUGCUGAUUGAACAGGGGGCGGAACUCCCCGUCGCCGCCGCAGCCGCCGCAGUCGAGGGCGAGGGCGAGAGCGAGGGCGAGGCACCUGCCGGGGACAACUCCGAGAAAGCAGCCGGCAAGGUCGACCUGGAAUGGUUCCUGGGUUUCGCGGCGCAGCUCGGCUUCGAGAACUCGGUCCGCCGACUGAUUCAGGCGGGCGCUGAUGUCUGGAGUAAGGAUUCGUCUGGGAGGACGCCGUACAUGAUAGCGAAGGAGAACGGGCAUGUCGAGCUGGCGAAUUUGAUUCUGCAGCUUGCGCCGACGCCGGAGCCUGUUGUGACUCCAUCUCCGAAGGAGGAGGAUUCGAAGAUUGGGGAUACCGAUGUUUCUGCAGAAAGUGGACGCACGAGCGUUGAGACCGCUCCCAAGGAAGUGGAAGUGGACGUCGCGAAGGAGAAGGAGACGCCGGAGAAGAAUGAGGAGACAUCGAGGUCAAAUGGGACCCUGCCCGAGAAGCAUGUGCAAAAUGGCUUUGUUGCACCCACCCCGGCCUCGGGCUCUCUUGAUAUCAAAGCCCAGCCAGCGUUCGCGAGUGGACGCCAUCUAUAUACCCUCUUGUUAGUUUUGAUCCUGGUUGCAGCGACGACAGUGGUGCGGAUGUUUUAG